This is a messenger RNA of Fopius arisanus, 793 nucleotides long. RefSeq names its product lovastatin nonaketide synthase-like. The transcript has 3 exons. The record is from RefSeq and is a predicted model, not a curated record. Bases 116 to 778 code for a protein of 220 amino acids. Lineage: Eukaryota; Metazoa; Arthropoda; Insecta; Hymenoptera; Braconidae.
AACAUUUCCGAUUUUCAGGCUCGAUAAUACUUCGAUUUUUCAACCGCCGAUGAUUAACAGAUAGUGGAAGACUAUAUUAAGGCUUAACGAGAUACCAAACACUAGUCAUUCAGUCAUGAACCAAGCGAAAGAAUACGCCGAAACGAACGCUAUCCAGUUUCGUCAUGUGGCGGAACUGGUGGAUGAAUUUCCUAAGGAGUUCAAAAAAAUGAAAGGUCGAAUUAUCGAUAUUGGCUGUGGUCCUGGAAAUAUCACCAGAGAUGUACUCCUCCCAAAUGUCGACAAGGAUGCUGUUAUUGUUGGUGCUGAUGUAUGCGCAAACAUGAUUGAAUAUGCAAAACAGCAUUAUGGAGUUGAUGAUAAAUUGUCCUACCUUCAAUUAGAUAUCCAAACACCUGAACUGCCAGAAAACUUGAUUGAACACUUUGAUAACGCAGUGUCGUUCUAUGCCCUUCACUGGUGCAAGAAUACAAAACAAGUAUUGAAAAACAUAUAUAAACUCCUUCGUCCAGGGGGUAAGGCCAUCAUUCUGACAAUUUCACAUCACAUGAUCUACGAUAUGUAUCCGGAACAGGAAAACGAUCCAAGAUUUGCACCAUACGUAAAGAAUUCAAUGAAGUGGGCACCUCCUCACCAGGGCUGUUCGGAUGCUGAGCAGAUCAUGAAGAAAGAUUUAAUUGAAGCUAAAUUCAACGUGGAGUACUGCACUAACAAAUGGGAAACAUUCAAGUAUCCGAGUUUUGAGGCUUUCAUGGGUAAGGUCCAUAUGCAGAAUUAAUAUCUUGAAAUGAUU